AGUCAGCAACCUAAGGCAAAGUGGUCGGCUUCUGAUGUGUGCAAUAAGGAUUGCAUCAUUUCAUCGGGAGAAAAUAGUGCCAUAAAACUUCCAAUAUCAGAAACCCAGCAAGCCACUGUUGGAUGAAUUAACAACGCCACCAGCCAUAAGACAGUAGUUCCUCUUGUUGUGGAUUUAUCAACAAGAUAUUAUGUUAACGUGUUAUUUUUAAAUCUUUGGCAGAGAUUUCUCCUUAAUUGAGAGCAUUUUUGUCAUUUCCAAAAAGGGAAGGAACAUUUGAGGAAAAGUUUUUAUCAUGGCCACCACAAAGGGUCUUGAAAGAACUUGUCUUGUGGCAGACAGAGGCACCAAGAAGUACUCCUUAGCUCUAGACAGGAUAGCACUGCAGCAGAAUAAUUUAAAUAAAGGGGAAUGCCAGGAAGAAUCAGAGGAUAUUGAAGAUAAUCCCCUGUACCACUGCCAUAGCCACUCUACGGCCUAUGAGAACAGAAAAAUAGAACAAUGUCAAGCCAAGCGGAAGCUUUAUGCAGCAUCAAUAAUUUGCCUCAUCUUCAUGAUUGCUGAAAUUAUAGGUGGACAAAUUGCUGGAAGUCUUGCCGUGAUAACUGAUGCAGCACAUAUCUUGGUUGACUUGACAAGUUUCCUGAUCAGCCUUUUCUCAUUGUGGUUAUCCUCUAAACCGUCCACUAAACGGUUAACUUUUGGAUGGCACAGAGCAGAAAUUCUGGGUGCUUUGAUGUCGAUGAUAAUCGUUUGGGUGGUGACUGGUGUGUUGACAUAUUUGGCUAGCAUGAGACUGCUGCACCCAAAUUAUGAGAUUGAAGCUACAGUGAUGCUCAUUACUUCUGGUUGUGCAGUGAUAGCCAAUAUCAUAUUAAGUCUGAUUUUGCACCAGACUGAGCACGGACAUAGUCACACAACACAAGCCAAUGAACAUAUUUCAGCUUCUCAACAGAAGCCAGCUUUGGCCAAUGCCAGUGUGAGGGCAGCUUUUGUGCAUGCCAUCGGAGAUCUAUUUCAGAGCAUUAGUGUGCUAAUUAGUGCACUUAUAAUAUUCUUUAAGCCAGAAUAUAAAAUAGCUGACCCAAUCUGCACAUUUGUGUUCUCUAUCUUUGUUCUGGCAACAACCAUCACAAUUUUAAGGGACAUUUUGCUUGUGUUAAUGGAAGGAACACCCAAGGGAUUUAAUUAUGAUGCGGUGAGAGAGAGAAUUCUAGCUGUCAACAAAGUAGAGUCUAUCCACAACCUUCAUCUCUGGUCUCUAACAAUGAAUCAAGUUAUUCUGUCUGCUCAUGUUGUUACAGAAGACACAGUGGACAAUCACCAGAUCCUGAAAGAAGUUACUCAAGUUCUCUUUGACACUUUCACCUUCCACUCCAUCACCAUUCAGACUGAAUCACAAGCAAAUCAGAAGCCUGACUGCAUCUUUUGUCAAGAUCCAAAGGAUUAAAGCAGCCAGUGCAGCUUGUUGAACUAUUAAUUACACAUUUAAUAGGUCAAAGGGUGCGGUGUGCUGGUUGCACAUACUCAGCUAGGCAACAAACCAUAAUUAAUUGAACUGACAGGAUCUGUCACAGAGUGCAGUACACACUUUCACUUGUUCUUUGGUGCCAUUUACCAUGAAGAGACCAAGCCUUCAGGCCAUUUGUCAGUUGGAUGAUAUGUGAGCCAGUGGUUACAUUCAAUUACAAGAACGUGUAUCUAAAUUAUUCUUGACUAAAGACAACUGGCUGGAGUUAAAAUAACAUUUAAGAAUAUCUGUUUGUAAAGAAAGGUCACAAAAAUUAUGCAGCCUUCAAAUUAUUCUCAGAUGAAUUAUCCCUCCAUGACUGGUUGAAAUCUGACAAUUGUCACAGCAAAACUCAAUACCACUACUCAGGAGAAAGGAGCACAAAGAAUAAAAAAGAUCAGUGCCUAAUGGAUAUCCUGCAUGUUGCCUGCUAAGACAAGUAACAGAUGUGGCACAUUCUAUAACAGUAACCAAAAAUGUCUAAUUCUAUACAUAUCAGGUGAAUUUGUGUAAUUGUCAGUUAGCCUACAGCAACUAAAGGUUUUUUUGUUGGGUUUUUUUUUUUUUUUUGUGAGAUUAGAAGCGUAUCCUCCAUAGUUGUUGCAUAGAAAAACAGUCGAUUCUCUCUAAUCCGGCAACUGC
This is a messenger RNA of Pelodiscus sinensis (Chinese soft-shelled turtle), 2152 nucleotides long. The record is from RefSeq and is a predicted model, not a curated record. NCBI's taxonomy places the organism in Eukaryota, Metazoa, Chordata, Testudines, Trionychidae.